CAUUCUAUUACCUCCAAAUACUCCAGAGAAAAACACGAGGAAUGUCAAAAAGAUGGUAAAAAUCGCCUCCUGAGAAUGCCAUCUCGCGCGAUCUACCUUUGAGCAUUGCAUUAUGACAUCCUGCGAUACGAUGUAUCAAUUCUAUAAUCCGUAUUUCCCGCAUAAAACACCGUCCGGCGAUUUUGCGAAGUUUGGUUCCUCUGGGCUGACAACGGAUCACCACCAUAUACCCCCCGGCGGAGCUUACCCUCACAGUUCCUUACUCUCGUGUCCUGUGGGUGAGAGACACGAUGCUUUGGAGGGAGGGGAGAUAGACCCUGAGUCUCAGCCCAAGUCCUCACAGUACCUGAACCCAAACUGUGUCUUACUGAGCUAUUUCUCUGGGGACACGGCCACAGUUGUGGAUGAACAUUUUACACGUGCGUUGAGCCAACCCAGCAGUUUUAAUCUGGAUCGAAAUUUUAGCAGUUCGUCGUUUUCCAUCAAAUCCAAAGCAGAAAAACCAUUGAUGUGCCAUAGGAAAUUACCCCCUUCAUUUUGGAACAGUGCGUAUAAACCGCCGCAACUGGCGACCGGAAGUAACUUUGACUACUCACGUGACCCAUAUUUCCCGUCCUCAUGGUACUCACUCCAAAAUAACUGGCCAUACAGACUCCCACCCCACAGUCAUACCGACCUCGGGGGGUCGCUCCCGUACUCCUCGUUCGACGCCCCUGGAAAAUUCGGAUCCACUUAUCAGUCGUUGAUGUUUCCAGGAAGUUACGACUCAAGACAAUCUAAAUAUGACUUUGCAAAAAACAUGGAAUCCCUAGCGGGGUCAAGUAGUUAUUACGGAUUGUCCCGGUUAGGGAUGGAUUUCACGGGCAAAGGAAAUGUGGAACCGCCAGUAACAGGUCUUGAGUACCAGCUUCAGUCGGCAAGGCGAGAGUUGUGUUGGUGACAUAACAGCCCCUCCAACAAGCAAAAAACCCACAACAAUAAGACAACAAACAACAUUAGCUGCAACAACAACAACAACAACCCCAAAAGGAGACUGUGAAACAAGUCUCAGAAAGUGAUUUAUGACAGCAAAUCGACCUGCAUUUCUUCACGUCGUACAUAGCUACUGCCAUUAUCAAUGAGCACGAUAAAUUGGUUCAAGUUCUUCCAAACUUGAUUAAUGUGUGUCGAAAAUUCCGACCAAAUCGGACCCUUAUAAACCGGUGGAUGAUCUCUGUAGUGCUCUGAACUAUUGUACAUGGCUUUCUUCAUCGAAGUUUAAAUCUUAGAUUUUUUUUAUCGCAUACAUUUUCAUUUUUCUUUUUGUCUUCAUGUUCGAUUCGUGAAUUGUAUAUAUUUUUCUCAUGUGUAUCUACAAAGAUUGAUAUAUGAUCUGCAAUAUAUAUUAUGAUAAAGUUGUUACAUGUGUAUAUACAUGUACGAAAUGCAUUAAAAAUGUCAAAUCUAUAUUUA
Molecule: messenger RNA, 1452 nt
Organism: Magallana angulata
Lineage: Eukaryota; Metazoa; Mollusca; Bivalvia; Ostreida; Ostreidae
Product: transcription cofactor vestigial-like protein 2
Exons: 4
Coding region: 113-940 (275 amino acids)
Biological process (GO): regulation of transcription by RNA polymerase II
Cellular component (GO): nucleus
Source: RefSeq, a predicted model, not a curated record